CUGGGCUUCGAGGACGUGAUCGCCGAGCCCGAGCUCACCCACUCCUUCGACAAGGUGUGGAUCUGCAGCCACGCGCUGUUCGAGCUCAGCAAGUACGUGCUGUACAAGCUGCUGAGCCUGCUGCUCGCCGUCCCGCUGGCCCUGGUGUUGGGGAUCGUCUUCGCGGUGCUCAGCUGCCUGCACAUUUGGAUUGUGGUGCCUUUUGUGAGAACCUGUCUCAUGGUCUUGCCUUCAGUGCAGACCAUAUGGAAGAGCCUGACAGAUGUUUUCGUUGCACCGUUCUUUCACAGCGUAGGCCGAUGCUUUGCCAUGGUUAAUAUACGUCUGGAUCAAGAGUAACUGUCAGGGUUGCAACACUGCUGUAAUUGUAGAUGGUGUUAUACCUCUUUCUAAUGUAACAUGCAAGCACUUACCAUUCAUUCCAACCUGUUAAGAUGAUAAUGGCUGGUUAAGUGGGAACAUGCUAUUAUUCUAAAACUCAUUUAUUUUCAGGGAAUGAAUUUAAUACUAAGUAGGCAGUUUUCAUAUCUAACUAUUUUAACAGCAGAAUAAAUGUGGAGUAUGUUGGCAACACUUUAUUUUAAUGGUACGUUGAUUGUUGGAUUACAGAAAAAAUCUCUUAAAGGUCUAAUUGCCACCAUUGUGAUAACUAUUGGCAUUAUUAUAAGAAAUAUUUAAAUUAGUAGGCUGAGAUACUCUGGGUGAGAAUGAUCUCUAGGGUUUCAAAUUGAUUUCACUGCAAUUCCUACAGGGAUCGUUUUUGGCUCUCACUAUGCUAAAUGAUAGAUGCAGUCCAUUAUUAUCUGCAUUUAAAAAGAAGGGCACGAUGCAUAAGCAUACAGAGAAGUUAACUCUUCCAUAAUUCUCCUGUAUUGGGGAAAAAGCUCCCUAGAAGGUUAUCCCUUAAAAUAAGGUGUUACCUAAUGAUUUGAACUAUCAGCUAACCUGUAUAUUUUAUUUAAUAAGAGGUUAACUUUGCUGUAUAUUUUGUACCUUUGUAAAUGGCACUUGGUGAGCUUUCUUUGAAGCAUUAUUUCUAUAGUAUUUGAACUCUAAUAAACUUACUAGGCAGCAAGGGUGAGAAACUGCAAAAAAAAAUAACUUAAACUAAAAUUUCAAUGUAUAAAUCAUGCAGAUUUUUAAGUGUUGCUGUGCAAUUCUAGGAUAUCCAUUAUAUAUAUAGUUGUAUGCAAAAGAAAAGAGUAUAAGAUUUUUAAUACAAGACUAUGCAAAAGAGCUGGAAAUUCCUGUUUAUGAGAAGUGGUUUUUUUUAUUAAAAAAGGACAGUAGUAAAUGCAACCCUGCCUAUUUCUGUGUGUUAUCUGUAUGGACAUUGCAAUAUUUAAAAUGAUGGAUGCUAUGCUGGCACUUUAACUAAGUAACAAGCUAUUAAAUAAGUCAAGUGGGUGUCAUUGGUAUCCUUGUCUAACUCCUUGUCUACUGACUUGACUCUCUGUGUUGCUUAUUGCUACUUUAAAGCCUAACCCAUAACAAAGCCCUUUUUCUGUCUGCACCUAAUACAGCUUGUAAAGCAGAGUAACAGAACAUAUGCAGAGGUACAUUGAAGUUACAUUAGCCUUCUAAUGAGUUUAUGCUGCUGUUUUUUCCUGCCGUUGUAAAUGUUUGUAUGAUUUAGAAUUUUAUUUUCUAAAAUGGUGUCACAGAUUUCUUAUCAAAAAGGGUAUAUAAUAAAAUAAUAAAAAAUCAGCUUUUUCCAAUUGUCAACUUUAUUUUUUCAGGUUUUUCAAAUUUUUAAAAAGCUCUUAAAAUGCUGAACAGUGUGGAAUACUUCCAGAACGUGAGAGAGGGAAAAAAGUGGAUAAGCAUCAGUACUGUUCUGCUAUUAGCCACUGUAUUUAAUUUAUAGAGGAAAAUUAUGUAUCUCUUUGUGUCAAAUUAUGCCCGGACAGAAUGUAUUUUUUUCAGGUCUUUUGGUGAAGAAUUUUGGCUGCAUCCCCCAAGUUUAAUUCUUUUUAAGGGUGCAUGCUUUAUUUACAAAUGAGCUGCAGAAUUUCCUUACUUAUUGGCCUGCAGGAGCUAGCUAACACUGCAUAUUUUUUGCACACUAAGAACAUCUUUCUACUUUAAGAACUUCUUUUCUAUUUGUCACAGUUAGAGAGGGAUUCGUAUGGCUUUUGAAAACUGGACCCUACUGACUAGUACACACCAAGACUUCUGUGGAGUUUGGUCUUCUUGCAGAAGUUAGCUUAUUCUUCAGGUGUGUUCUUACCUUUCUUCUGUUAAAACUGAAGUAUUUGUUCUGAAAAUAAAGAUUGAUCAGGCCA
Molecule: messenger RNA, 2285 nt
Organism: Meleagris gallopavo (turkey)
Lineage: Eukaryota; Metazoa; Chordata; Aves; Galliformes; Phasianidae
Source: RefSeq, a predicted model, not a curated record